AUAUAAUUAGGUCAACAAGAUGGCGACUGCAAUGUAUUUGGAACAUUACUUGGACAGCCUGGAAUCUUUGCCAGGUGAACUCCAAAGAAACUUUAGUCUAAUGAGAGAUUUAGAUCAAAAGGCACAAGAUUUAAUGAAAGAAAUAGACGAUAAAGCUGAAGGUUAUUUGUCAACAGUAAGAAAUAUGUCUCCAGAUAAAAGGUCGGACUUUCUCAGUGCAAUACAGAAACUUUUUAGCAAAAGCCGGGAGUUUGGCGAUGAUAAAGUUCAGUUAGCUAUGCAGACAUACGAAAUGGUGGACAGAUAUAUACAGAAAUAUGAUCGAGAUAUCGCCAGGAUGGAGGCGGAUUUAAAGGACUAUACAUCCAGCUGUUCUGAUGAUGAUAAAGAAAAUAGUGGGAAAAAUAUUAAAGACAAAGACAAAAAGAAGAGAAAAUCUAUGAAAGAUGAGUUUGAGGAUGAAAUACCAAAGAAGAAAAAGAAAAAAGGACAAGGGCAACCGAAUGACACAGCGCCACCACCAAUGAUAUCUCCGUUGUUGUCAUUGACGAUGAACAAUCCAUCAGAUGUAUUAGAUAUGCCCGUAGAUCCUAAUGAACCCACAUACUGUUUAUGUCAUCAAGUAUCGUAUGGUGAAAUGAUUGGCUGUGAUAAUCUGGAUUGUCCAAUUGAAUGGUUCCAUUUUGGUUGCGUAGGAUUAACAGCAAAGCCUAAAGGAAAAUGGUACUGUCCACGAUGUACAGAGGAAAGAAAGAAAAAAUGAUAAUCUUAUUUAUUGUGAUUUUAAACUUUUAUGAUGUGUUUAGUGAAUAGGGCUGUCCAAGGAGAUAAAAUUACAAGUAUUUUCAUGCACAGUCCUGGAAAUUAGAUUUAAAAAGAUAAAAAAGGCAUGAUAAGGGUACCAGUCUAAAACAAGGGCGUUUGAUUGGUUUAUUUACAGAAUGGAUUUGAAAUGGACCAAUCGUAGGGUUUCUGUACCAGAAAUGUUUCCUAUUUUCUGUAGGUUCAAUAUUCAGCUUUCACAUAAAGCUUUAAUAAGUUAUAUUAUUUGCAGCAAUAGUUGAGUUUUAUAACUGAAAUCAUUAACAAAGGAUUAUUGUUUUAUUGAAAAACUGAAUUUGAAAUAGUGCAUUAUAUUGUUACAAAAAGUAUUAUGUUUGCCCAAAUUUUUUUUUCUUCAAUGUUUUUUUUUUUUUUAUUACAAUAUGCUUACCAAACAUGGACUAAUUUUUAAUCAUAACUUAUACACAAAUUGAGUAUGAUUAUGUACUAGUGUUUAUAUUUAUUGCAUGGCAAUACAGUUUUAGAGGUUGUAAGUAAUCAUUUUUGCAAGCGCUUAUUUGUGUCUUGACAUUGGAUAAGUUGAUAUAUAUUUAGAAGAUUUUAUUGCAUGAUGAUAUAAGUUAUGGAAGGAGGGUAGUGGAAUAGGAGAAAUUUAGAAAAGUAAAGUUUUAAGUGAAAAAUUAUAUAUUUUGCAUAGGGCAGAGUUUUGCAUGUAUAAUUGCUUAAAUUUUCACAAUAAGGACCUGUGUAAAUCAUCUUUGAUGUUUAAAGUUUAAACUUUUGACCAAUUUGGCUAGUUGGUCAGAUGGCAACUUAUAAAGUACAAAAUUAAUUCACUACUGGCAUGCGAGCAGUUCCCGUACAAAAAUCAUAGUUACUUAAACAUUAUUUUUUAUUACGCUCACUCACCAAAAUUUGAAUUUUACACAUCAAUAUUCGGCUCGUCACACAAAUCAUGGAAAUUCCAUCAUGUUCUAAACAUAGAAUAACCCUUACUUAUGAGGCCUCAUAUAGGGUACCGAAAUUAUCCAUUAUUUUGUAUGAAGAGAAGUAGUUCCCGUACAUAAAAUCUAACCCAUUAUAAUUAUACAAUUUUAUUAUAUCGGACCUAUUUUUCAUAAAAUAAGAUAAAUAGAUGUUAUUCAGGAAAUAGAGCGUAGACUAAACGCGGGUAUCUAUUACCCGGUACCGUUACCCCAACGCAUGAUAUUUUACGCAUCAAAGCCAUAAAAUUAUUUUAUAUAGUAAUAUUGGUCAAAAUUCUGAUAUUUAAACAAGUUUUCAUCACAUUGCCUACUUAUCUGUAAACAGGUGGUAUUAGUGGAAAACCCUUUAACAAGCCUCAAGUGUAAGUAUUUUUGCGCAUGCGCGCAAGGACAG
Molecule: messenger RNA, 2163 nt
Organism: Ruditapes philippinarum (Manila clam)
Lineage: Eukaryota; Metazoa; Mollusca; Bivalvia; Venerida; Veneridae
Product: inhibitor of growth protein 5-like
Exons: 7
Coding region: 20-763 (247 amino acids)
Biological process (GO): regulation of DNA-templated transcription
Cellular component (GO): nucleus
Source: RefSeq, a predicted model, not a curated record